GGGGAGUGGGUGGGACUUGUUGGUUACGAUCACGGAUGUUUCCUUGAACUUUGCUGUCUCGGACCUUCGAUAUAAGUAUCUCCAAGAAUGGGAAGUGUGCUGGCUGCUAGCUCUCCUAGCCCUGCUCCAGCUGCACCUGGAGGGGGCACAGUUGGGCCUGGGUUGAUGUCUGUGCCUCCAGGUUUCACCAUGCCCUCUGUGCCCACAUCUUCGACUUCUGAACAGUCUGCAGAGGGAGACAGUCCUCUCCCAAACCCAGGCACCUAUGAAGAGUGUCAUCGCAAAUGCAAAGAGGUAUUUCCCUUACAAAUGGAGGGAGUGCGGUUGGUGGUUAACAAAGGCUUGAGUAACCACUUCCAAGUUAGCCAUACCAUAACACUCAGUACUGUGGCGGAUUCUGGUUAUCGAUUUGGUGCUACCUAUGUAGGAAGGAAACAAACCAGCCCAACAGAGUCUUUUCCGGUGAUGGUUGGAGAUAUGGAUAAUACUGGGAGCCUGAAUGCCCAGAUUAUUCAUCAGCUAACAUCUGCAGUUCGCUCCAAAAUAGCAAUUCAGACUCAGCAACAUAAAUUUGUCAACUGGCAGUGUGACAUGGAGUACAGAGGAGCAGACUUCACCUCAGCUGUGACACUUGGAAACCCAGAUGUAUUAGUAGGAUCAGGUAUCUUAGUGACCCACUAUCUGCAGUCCAUCACUCCAUCACUGGCUUUGGGUGGGGAACUUGUCUAUCAUCGAAGGCCUGGGGAAGAGGGAACAGUCACUUCCUUUUUGGGAAGGUAUACAGGUGAUAACUGUGUCGCUACUUUGACCUUGGGUGGUGGAGGAGCUCAUGCAACAUACUAUCACAAAGCCAAUGAUCAGUUACAGGUAGGCGUGGAAUUUGAAGCCAAUACACGGAUGCAAGAGACUGCAACAUCAUUGGGUUAUCAGUUAGACCUCCCUAAGGCUAAUUUACUAUUUAAAGGUACGAUUGAUAGUAAUUGGGUUGUAGGAGCAACCCUUGAAAAGAAACUGCUCCCGCUGCCCCUUACAUUAGCUUUGGGAGCUUUUCUAAACCAUCGCAAGAAUAAGUUCCAGUGUGGCUUUGGAGUCACUAUUGGCUAACCUGGUGGAACAUCUCCAAGCUGUUUCCUCAUUUUGGACCAGUUUAAACUAAUCAUGAACAAGAGAGACUCCUUUUGCAAUUGUGAGUUUGGGACAUCAAAGAGACAUUGGAAUGGUCAAGCCAUGCCUAUAUUUUGUAGCACUCUGUCUUUCCAUGUUGGUGUAUAGAGAGGAUUUAGAGGGCAUCAGACGGAUAUAUUGUCAGACAAAAUAAAUAUAGUAACGUUUUA
This is a messenger RNA of Boleophthalmus pectinirostris (great blue-spotted mudskipper), 1334 nucleotides long. Its product is annotated as mitochondrial import receptor subunit TOM40 homolog. Gene Ontology annotation, biological process: protein import into mitochondrial matrix. Gene Ontology annotation, molecular function: transmembrane protein transporter activity. Bases 88 to 1104 code for a protein of 338 amino acids. NCBI's taxonomy places the organism in Eukaryota, Metazoa, Chordata, Actinopteri, Gobiiformes, Gobiidae. Gene Ontology annotation, cellular component: mitochondrial outer membrane; mitochondrial outer membrane translocase complex. The record is from RefSeq and is a predicted model, not a curated record. The transcript has 9 exons.